AUGGAUAAGGAGACUGUAGACAAGGUUAGCUUGGUACUGGAAGGAUAGUAUGUUUGGGGCACAGCUUUCUUUGGAUAUUUUGAUGAACCAUAAUUUAUUUAGGCUGAUGGCAUUUUUUGGAAAGGAUUCACUUAAGAGAAUAAUUUUAUUUGUCUGACAGAUGAUUAAGGAAAAGCUUAUUCUUGGGGAUAAAAUAUCAAUGAAGAAUUAGCUUUAGGAUUGUAUCCAAGUCAUCAAUAAUAAGCUUAUCCUUAAGAAAUUCAAAUAAAUAUGGAAGAUAAAUAUGUUAAGAAAAUAGAAUGUGGAUAACACUUUUCAUUUGCUGUAUUGUCGAAUCUAUAAAAUAUUGUAAAUAAUUUAAUGCUUGCUGAGCAAAUCAACUAAUUUUCUUAGUAAAUUUAAAAAUUCUAAAGCGAUUAUCCUUCUGUUCUAAACAAGAAUUAAAUAUAAGAAAAUAAUCAAGAAAAUUAAUUUAAUUUUAAUACUAAUAAUUAUUAAUAAACUGAUUAGAUUCAAUAAAAAAGGUAAGUAUCAACAGUAGCUUUAGCCAGAAUAUUUUAUAAAUAGAUUCAUUAGAAGAAUAAAAUAAAGUUUUCGAUAGAAGCAUAAGAGCUUGCUUAAGUAAUUGCUAAAAUGGAUAACAAUAAGAAAAUUUAACAAAAGAAGAAUUUAAGAUUAAAUACCCAAGGUAAUAAUGCUUUAAUUGAAAGGUGCGAAACAGAAUAGGUUAAGCAGAUGUCAAAUAAAAACUAAGGAGUGAUCAAAUUAGAUCAAAUUUUACCAAAUUAUUUUACUAAUCACAGAGUUCUUACUGAAUCAGCAGACUUUUCUGUCAAUAAUAUCAAUAGAUUCUAAAGUAAUUAAUAAGUUAAUGUUGUAAGUUAAAGCAUCCCUGGCAAUUUCAAGCUAGAAGCUAUGCAAAAUUAAAAUAUUUUAAAUUUAAGUGAAAUUGCAUUUAAUUAAUCAGAAGUAUUGAAAGAAAACAAUUCUAAUUUAUAAAAUAAUUGUUAACUAUAAAAUGAAUAAAUGACAUGGUUAAAGGAUGUCUUUGACAAAACAUCUCAAAGCUUUUAUUAACAACAAAAACAAAUAAACAGCCAAAUUCAAUAUUCUUAAAACAAAAUUGAUCAUCUACAAUAAUAAAAUUACUCAUUUGUGGGAAAAAUCCAAGACAUUCAAUUAAAAUAUUAUUUUAUCUAAAAGAAGUUAGAACAAUCCUAAUAAGAAAACAAAUCGCUUAAAAAAUAGCUCUCAGAAGAAAAAAAUAAAAAUGUAAAAUUAUAAAUUAGAGUUGAUCACCUCACAAAAAAAAGCAAAUCAUUACAAAAGAAAAAUGAACUACUACUCCUUGAAAUAGAUAUGAACAAAAAAACCUACGAGAUGAAGUGUGAAGCUUUGCUCAAAUAAAUUUAUAAUUAUCAAAGUUUAGAAACAAUUUAAGAUAAAGGUAAUUAAUAGCAGCUUAAUUAAAUAAAUCAGCAAUAUGAAACUCUACUUGAAAAUUUCAUAACGAUUAAUGAAAAUGGAUAAAACAAUAAUGCCCUUGAUACUUCCUAUUCCUAAGUGAAAAACAUGCAGACGUUUGCUGAUCCGGUAGAUGAUAAACAAAACAUUUAAAUGAACAACUAAUUUGUAAAGUAAGAAAAUAAUUCGAAGCUUUCUAGCCAGUUUUAAAGCAGCAAAGUAUCUGUUUCACAGGAUUUUAUAAAUUUAAUCCAUAAUAACGAAUAAUAUCAAAAUAAUUAAUAUAACAUCAUUGAUAUGAAAGACCUCCAAAUUUAAAUCAACCCUUCAAGCCCUUUUUCUAAUUCAAACGCAUCAAAAAAGCUAACAAUGAAACUAAAUUAACUGAGCUUGAUUAAUAGAAAUAAUUAGCCAUAUUAAAUUAAUGAAGAUUUAUGA
Tetrahymena thermophila SB210 is the source of this 1902-nucleotide messenger RNA. Its product is annotated as regulator of chromosome condensation (RCC1) protein, putative. NCBI's taxonomy places the organism in Eukaryota, Ciliophora, Oligohymenophorea, Hymenostomatida, Tetrahymenidae. The record is from RefSeq and is a predicted model, not a curated record. The transcript is spliced from 4 exons.